Pseudophryne corroboree (corroboree frog) is the source of this 1167-nucleotide messenger RNA. It is a transcript of the gene TMEM243, whose product is annotated as transmembrane protein 243. The record is from RefSeq and is a predicted model, not a curated record. The coding region runs from base 267 to 707 and encodes 146 amino acids. The transcript has 5 exons. Lineage: Eukaryota; Metazoa; Chordata; Amphibia; Anura; Myobatrachidae.
GAUGGGCACGAGUGCGCAUGCGCAGACUUAUGUUCAGUCGCUGCCCCUCCAGAGUUGUGCUGGUCAUGGUUGUCCGGGUAACUGUGUGCCGCAGCCGGGGCUGACUUACCGCGCUGUGUGCUGCGUGCUAACGGGAUGUUACAGACGGCACAUUACCAUGAAGUAAACAUUCCAAGGAUUAUUGUUAAACAAGUAGUGAAACAUUGGUGUUUCCUCCGCAAGUGGGUGCACUCUAGGAACAAGUUUCUUUCAGUACCAUGUUCUGAAUGCAUCAGCUUCCCUGCCAUCAGGUGUAUGCUUUAAUACACAGAAACACUAGGUUAAUGACUGAAGAACAUACUCCGUUUAUAAUGGAGGACUAUACCACCAGGACCUAUGGAACCGGUGGCCCGGACAACAGACCUUUGUUUGGGGAGAACUCUGCAAGGGACAGAAUCAUUAACCUUAUCGUUGGUGGGUUAACAACCCUGCUGGUCCUGGUAACAUUUAUCAGUGCUUUCGUCUUCCCUCAACCACCUCCAAAACCAGUGAAUGUCUUUUUUGCUGUCUGCAUUUUUUUGUGCUCAAUAACCGGUCUCAUACUGAUUUUUUGGUACCGGCAAGGGGACCUGGAACCCAAGUUCAGGAAUCUGAUCUACUAUAUCUUAUUUUCUAUUGUCAUGUUAUGUAUAUGUGCCAACUUAUACUUUCAUGAUGUGGGGAAAUGAAGCAUGGAGAAAAGCACCAUAAACUGCACUGAGAAGCAUGUUGUACUGUAAUGCAACAGGAAGAUGGAAAUAUAUUGCGGAGCAAACACAGAAGUUUUAUUUUGUUGUUCAUUUUAGUAAGGGGAGAGCUACUGCCAUAAGAGACUGUUUUCUUUUAAACCAUUGUUGCACUUAAAGAUCUGGUGAGAGCCACUCACUGGUACUUCUUUCUUUCACUGAAUGUUGAUUUGUGGGAUUUGGGUUUUUUGGGGGUGUUUUUUUUUCAGCAUAACUGACAAACUCAGAACAAACAAAGAGUGCACAAUUUGUUAAAUAUUCUUUAUUUUCUUUAAAUAUAAUACAGAUUUCUUUUUUACUAUGCAACAGAUGCCAGUAAGUACUAUAUUUCACAUGACCAAAAUUGUACUAUUAGGCUGUAACAUUUUGAUUCUGUGGGUUUAAAUAAAUAAAUUUACAUGCC